UGUAUCUCCUGUUGUUUCUUAUAUGUAAGUAAAGAAGAAAAUGUUAUCCAUAUGACACGAGUUUAUCAUUUAAACACUGAUCUGAUUCACACGGAGCUGCAUGAACAAUGAAUCUUUCAGAGAGUUCAGUCAGAAGCAGUGAUUCACCAGAGAUUCAAGCUGAUGUGUGUCAGCUGAAGAUCGGAUUCAUCGGAGCAGGAAACAUGGCGUUUGGAAUCGCGCAGGGCAUCAUCGCGUCAGGGAAGGUUCCACCUUCUAAUAUCAUUAUUAGCGCUCCGUCCACGAACAACCUUCCUCGCUUUCAGGAGAGAGGCGUCUCUGUCACUCACUCGAAUGAUGAGGUUGUCGAACGCUCUCGGUUGGUGUUUCUGGCCGUCAAACCUCACCUCGUUCCAAAGGUUCUGAACGGAAUCUCCCGGAAUGUCACUCAGGAACACAUCAUCGUUUCCAUGGCAGCUGGAAUCACUCUAGAAACACUUGAGGAGCUGUUGCCUGCUGGGACACGUGUGGUUCGUAUGAUGCCAAAUCUUCCCUGUGUGCUCCUGGAAGGCGCGCUGCUCCUCGCCUCAGGCUCGUGCGCUGGAGAGGAGGAGGAGACUCUCCUAAAGACCCUCCUCAGCCCGUGUGGAUUGGUGGAGGCGGGGCCUGAGCCCUGGAUUGACGCCCACACGGGCUUGAGUGGCAGCGGCGUCGCGUUUGUGUAUGUCUUCGCGGAGGCGCUGGCGGAGGGUGCCGUAAAAAUGGGGAUGCCGAGCUCUUUGGCUCGACGGAUUGCAGCUCAAACAAUACUGGGCGCUGGAGUGUUACUGCGUGACACCGGGAAGCUCCCGGCGGAGCUGAAGGCCGAGGUGUGUACGCCCGGAGGGACCACAAUUCACGGGAUCCACGCACUGGAGAAGGGAGGAUUCAGAGCGGCUGCGAUGGGAGCCGUAGAGGCGGCCACUGAAAGAGCCAGAGAACUCGGAAAGAAGAACUGAAUGUACAUCAGAUUAUAACAGGGACUUAAAACCAUUCAUGUCUUAUUUUAUGCACCAAGAUGUUUUGAAUGUUGACUACUGGUGCUAAGGGAUGCCGAGCUUUGAUAAUUGAUUCAAAGGUGCUUUUUAAGGUACAGUACUUACAACUGGAAUCAUCCAAGGAUGAGAAGUCCAUGUGUUUUCUAUGUAAAGCGGAAUAAAGUCUUAAGGCAACAAUAUCUAUAUAUAUAGAGACCCAGAAA
Megalobrama amblycephala (Wuchang bream) is the source of this 1219-nucleotide messenger RNA. It is a transcript of the gene pycr3, whose product is annotated as pyrroline-5-carboxylate reductase 3. Gene Ontology annotation, molecular function: pyrroline-5-carboxylate reductase activity. NCBI's taxonomy places the organism in Eukaryota, Metazoa, Chordata, Actinopteri, Cypriniformes, Xenocyprididae. Gene Ontology annotation, biological process: L-proline biosynthetic process. The transcript has 7 exons. The record is from RefSeq and is a predicted model, not a curated record. Bases 108 to 977 code for a protein of 289 amino acids.